Molecule: messenger RNA, 783 nt
Organism: Naegleria fowleri
Lineage: Eukaryota; Heterolobosea; Eutetramitea; Acrasida; Naegleriidae
Exons: 1
Coding region: 1-783 (260 amino acids)
Source: RefSeq, a predicted model, not a curated record
AUGAAAAAAAUUGAGAAUAGAUAUGAAAAUCCUUAUGAACAUGCAGAAUCCUUUUUCUUUGGUUCUCUUCUCUUAAAAUUACUAGAGGAUGGACGUAUUUCUAUGGAUGAGAUGAAAUCAAGUCCACUCAUUAUGAAUUUUCUAAGAACAGAAUUUAAAGGAAAUGGACAUCUUUCAUUUAUACCAUGUGGUACGAUUUUACUCAUGUUGGGUGAUAUUUCAAGCAAUUCUCUCAUGAGAAUUCGACUUCUCUAUCCAGUAAAUGAGGUUGAGAAAAAUGUGAAGAUCAACACAUUACGAACACGAAUGAUCCUCGCUCAACAUGAUGCAAAAUACUUGGACAGGCAAAACUUGAGAGAUGAGCUUUCCAAGUUGCGUCCACAAUUCAAAGACACCUACCUUGAACCAUUUCUGGAAUAUGUCAUUGCUUCACAGUUUGGUUAUGUCGGUGAAGUAGAGCUUUUGCAACAAGAAUCACUUCUUUACUCUGCUAUUAAUCAUGAGUCAGGUUGUGGUGUUAGGGAUGUCAAUUUAAUGUUUGAACUUGGUAAUUUAUUACUGCAACGAUCAGAAUUGGAAAAAGGCUUUGAGAUUUUCUCAAAAAUUCAGCUCGUCUUUCCGUUUUAUGCUCCCAUUAAGGGAGUAUUGGCUGGUAUUUGCAAACCACAAAAUUUUAAAUUAAUCCUGAACUCUCAACAUCUUACCAACCAUAUACUGACUCUCGAUAAGUGGGAUGUUUGCUUUAAACUUCGAUUACAAGCUCAGAAACAAAAUAUGAAAUAA